Molecule: messenger RNA, 443 nt
Organism: Chelonoidis abingdonii (Abingdon island giant tortoise)
Lineage: Eukaryota; Metazoa; Chordata; Testudines; Testudinidae
Source: RefSeq, a predicted model, not a curated record
CCUUCAGCAUAGAACGUGAGAAUUUAAAAACUGAGAUUUCUCUAAAAUGUCGUACAGACAGGAAUUGGAGAAAUACCGUGAUCUGGAUGAGGAUAAGAUCCUUAGUGCAUUGACAGAAGAAGAACUCAGGACACUAGAGAAUGAACUGGAAGAGCUAGACCCUGAUAAUGAUCUGCUGCCUGUGGGACUCAGACAGAGGGACCAGACCAAAAAGACACCAACUGGCCCAUUCAAAAGGGAUGAGCUUCUGGACCACCUAGAAAAGCAGGCAAAAGAUAUGAAAGAUCGAGAAGACCUGGUCCCUUUCACAGGAGAAAAGAGAGGAAAAGUCUGGGUCCCCAAGGAGAAGCCAAUUGAUCCUGUUUUGGAAAGAGUAACACUGGAGCCAGAGCUGGAGGAAGCCCUGGCUAAUGCGUCUGAUGCAGAACUCUGCGACAUCGCUG